AUGGAUCAUCGUGGUAGAGGCCGAAGUCGAAGUCGAGGUCGAGGUCGAGGUCGAGGGAGACGAGUUGAACCCCUUCGUGAUCAAGGGGGCGAUAGAGCGUCGGAAGUGAACCAAAAUCGGGGACCCGAGGGCGGGGGCGGAGAUCAAAUGGCCACCGCUAUCAAUAGGAUAACCGAAGUGCUAGAGCGUUUGACGGACCGUCAAGGUCCUGGACCAGUGCAUCAACAACCUGGUGGGCAGGUAGAUACUGAAGAUAGGGCCUUGGAGAGGUUCCUAAAGUUUGGGCCGCCUAAGUUUCAAGGUGGGCCAGAGCCUGAAAUAGCUGAGGGAUGGUGGGAGAGAAUAUCUGAUAUUUUUGCCACAUUGGAUUACACUGAGACGCGGAAAGUGACUUUUGCGUCAUUUCAAUUUGAAGGAGCUGCACGGUCUUGGUGGAAUCUAAUUAAGGAUAAGUGGGAUAGAGACCGUACCCCUAGUACUUGGGCAACCUUCACCCGUGAGUUUAAUGCCAAAUUUCUUCCACCUCUAGUCCAAGAGAAAAGGGAGGAUGACUUUAUUAAGUGCAAACAAGGGGCCAUGAGUGUAGCAGAGUAUGAAACCAACUUUACUAAAUUAGCCCGAUAUGCCCCUGACCUGAUAGCCACUGAGCAGAGACGCAUUAGGAGAUUUGUGCAAGGGCUCAAUGUGGAGAUUCAAGAAGGGCUAGCCACUGCUCAAAUUAGCACGUAUAGUGAUGCCGUAGAGAAAGCUCAGAGGUUUGAGACGGCUAGAGCCCAAUCUAGGUCAUUCUUUGCUAGGAAAAGGAAUGCCCCUAGUGGUAGCAGGGACCCAAUUUCUACAAGUGCCCCACCGCCUAAGAUGGGUAGAGGAACUGGAGUAGUGAAUAUCCCUAGUGCAUCGAGAGGUGCUUUAGCAAGGGGUGCUGGAGCUAGAGGCCCUGGGGCGAGAGGAUCUGGAGUGAGAGGAGGUCAAAGUGGAAUGGGACCUCCUAGGAGUGCUCCACAAGGUGUACAAGUGUCAACCCCUCAGAUAACCUGUGGUUAUUGUGGAAAAGCCAAUCAUACUGCAAAUGAGUGCUGGAGAAAGGAUGGCAAGUGCCUCAAGUGUGGAAGUGCUGAGCACCAAAUUGCUAAUUGUCCUAGGAUUUCCGAGAAUGGGGGAAGCCAAGGAGGUGCCACAAGUUCUAGGCAAACUGCUUCUGGAGGGAGUCGGCCAAAGGUCCCGGCCAGGGUUUAUGCCCUAGAUAGUCAACCUGCACCUGACCCUUCGGAGGUAGUCGAAGGUACACUUCCAAUCUUUCAUCGAUUAGCCAAGGUUUUAAUUGAUCCCGGUGCGACUCAUUCGUUUGUUAAUCCUGCUUUUAUGUGUGGAAUUGAUGUAAAACCUGUACGAUUACCCUAUGAUUUGGAAGUUAGGACUCCUACGGGUAAUAAGAGCAUGCUCACUAGUUUAGUGUAUAAGGAGUGUGAAUUUUGGGUUGGGGAGCGAAAAAUGCUAGUUGACUUGGUGAGUUUGGACCUUAAGGGGUAUGAUGUGAUUAUAGGAAUGGACUUUUUGUCUUACCACCAUGCUAAGCUAGAUUGUAGAGCUAAAGUGGUGGAAUUUUGCAUCCCAGGUGAGGCAACUCUCAAGCUAGAUGUAAGGGGUAGAUUAGCUUCGUCUGCUUUGAUUUCAGGGAUUCGAGCUAGGAAAAUGCUUCACAAGGGAGCCCAGGGUUUCUUAGCUUUCUUAAUUAACGCCCCUAGUGAUCAAGUGAAAUUAGAAGAUGUACCAAUCGUGCAAGAUUUUCCCGACGUCUUCCCGGAAGAAUUAACAUCUCUGCCACCUGAAAGGGAGAUAGAGUUUAAGAUUGAUUUGGUUCCAGGAGUAGCCCCAAUUUCAAAAACUCCUUAUAGAAUGGCUCCUGCGGAGUUGAAAGAACUAGAGAUCCAGUUGCAGGACCUACUAGAAAGAGGUUUUAUUAAGGAAAGUGACUCACCGUGGGGAGCUCCAGUUUUGUUUGUAAAGAAAAAGGACGGGAGUUUGAGAUUGUGCAUUGACUAUCGAGGUUUGAAUGAGGUGACUAUUAAGAAUAAGUACCCUUUGCCCUUGAUUGAUGGAUUAUUUGACCAAUUGCAAGGAUCGGUGGUGUACUCUAAGUUAGAUUUGAGACAAGGGUACUAUCAAUUGAGGAUUAAAAAGGAAGAUAUACCUAAGACCGCUUUUAAUUCUCGAUAUGGGCACUUUGAGUUUGCGGUAAUGCCUUUUGGGUUAACCAAUGCCCCAGCUGCUUUCAUGGAUCUAAUGCAGAGAAUCUUUAAGAAAUAUCUGGACCAAUUUGUGGUGGUAUUCAUAGAUGAUAUUCUAGUAUAUUCUAAGACCCGAGAGGAUCACGCCAAGCACUUGGAGAUAGUUUUACAAGUGUUGAGGGAACACAAGCUUUACGCUAAGUUCAGUAAGUGUGAAUUUUGGCUGGAAGAAAUUUCUUUUCUGGGUCAUAGAAUUUCUAAGAAUGGAAUUGCAGUGGAUCCAACUAAAGUGGAGGCAGUUACUUUGUGGAAACAACCAGAGAAUCCAACUGAAAUUAGAAGUUUCUUGGGAUUGGCAGGUUAUUACCGUCGUUUUAUAAAAGAUUUCUCAAAAAUUGCUGGGCCAAUGACGGAGUUAACUAAGAAAAACCAUAAGUUCAUUUGGAGCCCUAAAUGUGAAGCAAGCUUUCAAGAAUUGAAGAGGCGAUUGACUACGGCUCCAGUGUUAGCCCUACCUGAGGGAGUUGAUGGGUAUGUAGUAUAUUCCGAUGCUUCUAAAGAAGGGUUAGGCUGUGUUUUAAUGCAAAAGGGAAAAGUUGUGGCCUAUGCUUCUAGGAAAUUGAAACCCCAUGAGAUGAAUUACCCGACCCAUGACCUAGAGUUAGCCGCUGUUAUUUUUGCUUUGAAGAAGUGGAGACAUUACUUGUAUGGGGUGACAUUUGAGGUAUUCACCGACCAUAAGAGCCUUAAGUACUUGUUUUCACAAAAGGAGUUGAACUUGCGACAGAGGCGUUGGGUAGAAUUUCUUGAGGAUUAUGAUUGUUCAAUCAAUUAUCACCCUGGGAAAGCAAAUGUGGUUGCAGAUGCACUAAGUAGAAGGGCUCAAGUAGCGGGUCUAAUGGUGAGAGAAUGGGAUAUGUUAGAAGAAGCGAGUGGUUGGAAUCCUCGUUUAGAAAAGUUGAAAAUCUUGUUUGGAAAUCUAUCCUUAAAAUCCCCUUUGUUAGAAAGAAUUAAGGAGGCUCAAAGGAAGGAUCCGGUAGUACAAGGUUAUUUGGAGAGAGUGGGAAAGGAGGAAACCCUAGAUUUUAAACUAGGACCUGAAGGCAUUUUGAGAUUUAGGAAUCGAAUAGUAGUACCUAGUGAAGAGGGUUUGAAAAGAGAAAUUCUAGAGGAGUCACAUCGGUCCAAGUAUACUAUUCACCCUGGAGUUAACAAGAUGUAUCAGGAUGUGAAAGGGCUUUAUUGGUGGGAUGGCUUAAAAAGGGAUGUGGCGAAAUUUGUACAGACUUGCCUAGUGUGUCAGCAGGUUAAGGCAGAAUAUCAAAAGCCUUCUGGUUUGUUACAACCUUUAGAAAUCCCUGAGUGGAAAUGGGAGCAUAUUACCAUGGAUUUUGUGACGGGUUUACCUAGAAGUCAAAGGGGACAUGAUGCGGUUUGGGUGAUAGUGGAUAGGCUUACAAAAUCUGCACAUUUCUUACCGGUGAAUAUGAGUUACUCUUUGGAGAAAUUAGCCAAGUUGUACACAGAAGAAAUUAUGAGAUUGCAUGGGAUUCCUGUAAGUAUAGUCUCCGAUCGAGACCCUAGAUUCGUUUCCCGCUUUUGGCAGAAAUUUCAGGAAACUUUGGGGACUAAAUUGAAGUUGAGCACUGCAUAUCAUCCACAAACAGAUGGACAGUCGGAGAGGACCAUACAAACCCUCGAGGACAUGUUAAGAUCCUGUAUAUUAGAUUUCGGAGGGAGUUGGAGCCAGUACAUGACGUUGGCAGAGUUUGCUUAUAAUAACAGUUAUCAGGCUUCAAUCCAAAUGGCACCGUAUGAGGCGCUUUAUGGUAGAAGGUGUCGAUCCCCUAUUCAUUGGGAUGAAGUAGGAGAGAAGAGAGUUUUAGACCCGACAGCUAUUCCAUGGAUCGAAGAAGCUUAUGAGAAGGUUAAGCUGGUUAGGGAGAGACUUCAAACUGUUCAAAGUCGGCAGAAGAGUUACGCAGAUCACCGAAGAAAAGACUUAGAAUUUGAAGUAGGAGAUAAAGUCUUUCUAAGAGUAAAACCUAUGAAAGGAGGGGUAAUAUCCAAGAAGGGAAAGAAAUUAAAGCCGAGGUACAUUGGACCCUUUGAAGUUCUUAAACGAGUUGGAAAAGUGGCUUAUCAGCUGGAUUUACCUUCUAGCAUGAGCAGGAUUCAUAAUGUCUUCCACGUAUCUAUACUCAAGAAAUAUCAUCCCGACCCAAGUCAUGUGAUUCAAUUAGAUGACGUUGAAGUAGACGAGUCUUUGACUUAUGAGGAGCGACCAGUUAAGAUUUUGGACCGAGAAAUUAAAGAAUUGAGAAAUAAGAAGAUUGCCUUAGUCAAAGUCUUGUGGAGAAAUCACGACGUCGAGGAGGCAACUUGGGAGGUUGAGAAGGACAUGAAGGACCAAUACCCAGAGUUAUUCGCUUGAACAGCUUCCACCUCCAUUCUUGGCUGCUGUCUCGACCGAGCAAGGAGGAGGAAGAUCGCUGCUGCUGCUGCCGGCGUUGUGUUGGACCAGGGGAGAAGGAGAAACCAGCUGCCAUUUUUCUUUCCUCCAACCACAGAACCUUCCAAGCUGACUCAAAACCCCAGACCCAAGCUUCUCUUCACCUCAACGUUUGCUGCUGGGUUGUUGCUAAGUACUAGAAAAAGGAAACAUCCUGCCAGAGAGAAAUGUGCUGAUCAAACUGAGGAACAGCCAACUACAUUGCCCGAUAUCAUUGAUGAUGAACAGCCAACUGUUGAGCCUUCCACCAGAAAAUCACCUAGAGGGACUGAGACACGCAGUGGAAAAAGGAAACGUUCUGCCAGAGAAAAAUGCACUGAUCAAACUGAGGAACAGCCAACUGCAUUGCCCAAGUUCAUUGAUGAUGAUGCUAGAGAGAAAUUUGAAUGGAUUUCACAGAAGGGUUUCAUCACUCAAAGAACUAUUGUCCCCUCUGAAUUCCGUAAGUUUGAUCUAGAACUAGUCCUUUCACAAAAGGAUUUCGAAAAAUGGUCUCACAUUCUAUCCUUGCCAAACACACAUUAUCCUGAUAUGUUUUAUCAGUUCUUUGCUAACCUUAGGAAGGAUAGUUCCCACACUGAACUUGUCUCUCGUGUCAAUUUUGUUGACAUUACACUCACUCCAGAUAGUGUCAAUAUGGUUUUAAAAACAAAAAUUGAAGAUGGCUUUAAGGACAAAGGCAAGACUCAAGCAACUGAAGCUAGUGAUGAAGAUGAUGAGGAAACUGAAGAUGAAAUGGAUCCUGCUCAGUUUCUAGUAUUGGUUUGGUAUAUUGGAUUGGAUAUUGGUUGA
Coffea eugenioides is the source of this 5532-nucleotide messenger RNA. RefSeq lists its product as uncharacterized. The record is from RefSeq and is a predicted model, not a curated record. Gene Ontology annotation, molecular function: nucleic acid binding; zinc ion binding. Gene Ontology annotation, biological process: DNA integration. The transcript has 4 exons. Lineage: Eukaryota; Viridiplantae; Streptophyta; Magnoliopsida; Gentianales; Rubiaceae.